CAAAACAGGAAGACAGCAAUAGAAAAUGGAGAAAACGUCCCCAAUGACAUUCUCACACAAAUCCUCAAAACGGCAGAGGAGGAAAAUGUUAAUAAUGCAAAAGAUCAUGAGCAGAUGUUGGACAAUUUUGUGACUUUUUUUCAUUGCUGGGCAAGAGACAACAGCCAAUCAGCUUUCAUUUGCAAUAAUGGAAUUAGGGAGACAUCCUGAGAUAUAUAAACGGGCUAAAGCAGAGGUGGAUGAAAUCCUGGGGACAAAAAGAGACAUUUCAUAUGAUGACCUUGGAAAAUUCACUUACUUGUCUCAGGUGUUGAAGGAAACCCUGCGUCUGUACCCAACUGCUCCAGGAACCAAUCGCUGGCUACAUGAGGACAUGGUUAUAAAUGGGCUAAAAAUCCCAGGUGGCUGUUCAGUUGCUUUCAGUUCUUAUGCCUCCCAAAGAAUGGAAAUGUAUUUUAAAGAUCCUUUGAAGUUUGAUCCAGAGAGAUUUGAUGUGAAUGCCCCAAAGCCUUAUUACUGCUACUACCCAUUUGCACUUGGUCCACGAAUCUGUCUGGGGCAGCUCUUCUCACAGAUGGAGGCAAAAGUUGUGCUUGCCAAACUGCUUCAGAGAUUUGAGUUCAGCCUGGUUCCUGGACAGUCUUUCGACAUUAAAGACACAGGAACUCUGCGGCCCAAGAGCGGAGUGAUCUGCUACAUUAAACACUGCUCAUAGGAUGUGUUUAUGACCCAUGUUUGUGACAUUUCCUGUAUACAUCACGUUCAAGCAUUAACUGAUCACAGAAGUUUUAACAUACUAAUCAUUUAUGGUGCAUCUGCAAAUUUAAUUUUAUUGUUUUAUCGUAGUCCUUCAUUAUGGUGAUUUAAAGUUUUUGUUUAAAUACAUCAUGUAGAUUAUUUAAAUAUGAACAUUAUAUAAGCAUAGGCUGCAUGCUCAAUGAGAACCAACCAAACUAGAGGUGACUCAGCUUAACAAUAGAGACAGGGGGCGGUGCGAAGAUGGCGGGUUGAGCAGCUGCAUUUUUUUAAAGCUCAUGACAGAUGUGCCCUAAAGUCAGUUUAACAUGAGUAAUUUCUACUCUUUUACACUAAGAUGUCUUCACAAAAACUGAUUAAACCUGCCAGAUUAAAACUAGACCCCAGAGGGAAAGAUUCCUCGCCCAAUGUUCAAACAAAAGUAGAGGCAAAAAAAAUGGAGCAUGACUAUGCAAUGGAGAUUGUUGUGCAAAGUAAAAGAGAGUGUGGAAAUGGCUCUCUUCCUUCAAUACCAAGCAAGAAUUCUGCGGAAAAAAGAGCUAAGCCGUCUGCACCGUUAGCCUUGUGGGCAGCGACGACAUGUAGUGCUGUUGCGCUCUGGGCGUCCUGAGUUCGAAGCCUGGCUCGUGGACCUUUCCCAAUUCCACUCUUCUGUCUCCAUCUCUGCUAUACUGUCCUGUCAAAAUAAAUGUGAAAAUGCCAAAAAUAAAUUAAAAAAAAAAAAAAAAAAAA
Molecule: messenger RNA, 1488 nt
Organism: Labeo rohita (rohu)
Lineage: Eukaryota; Metazoa; Chordata; Actinopteri; Cypriniformes; Cyprinidae
Product: cholesterol 24-hydroxylase-like
Exons: 8
Coding region: 188-715 (175 amino acids)
Biological process (GO): cholesterol catabolic process
Molecular function (GO): cholesterol 24-hydroxylase activity; heme binding; iron ion binding
Source: RefSeq, a predicted model, not a curated record